AUGGAAGUGCACAAAGGAACUAUUUACAGUAUUGAGAGGGACAUUUUUGAAAAAAAACUUAUUACUGCCUCAUCUGACGGAUUUAUUAGAAUUUUUGUAAAUAAAAAAGAACCAGAUGAUAAAAUUGAUCUUCAUUUGGAGCAUGAAUUAGAUUCAAUGCAUGGAAAAUUAAUAAAAGCAAUUUUUCUGAAUCAUAAUGAAUAUUUAGCGAGUGCUCAUUCAUCUGGACAUGUUGUUAUAUGGAAACUUGAUACAAAUAAUACUUACGCUGUAAAACAUGAAGAACAAGUUUUUACUGGUUGUAUAAAUGACAUCUCUUCGAAUUUCAAUAAUGAAAUAAUUAAUAUUUAUUGUGCUUGUGAAGAUGGAAAGGUAAGAAUUUUAAAUUUGAAAAAUGACGAAAACAUUGUAGUGUCAGAAUUUACUGCUCAUAGGUUUGGAAUUUCAACAAUUGAUUCGAAUAAUACUUUUGUAGUUACUGGCGGCCUUGACUAUUCCACUGCCGUAUGGGAAAAUAAUAAAGAAAUAAUAAGAUUUAGGGACCAUACAUCUCUAGUGAGAGAUGUAUGCAUUUCACCUAACAAUGUUUUUAAUAUUCUUUGUUUUGCUUCUUGUGGAGAAGACUGUAAAGUAUUUAUUUAUUGGAGACAUUUUGAGGAUUUUUUGAAACAAGAAAUCAUUCUUGAUGAACCUGUCUACAGUCUUAGUUGGAGCAAAUCAGGAUUUACAUUAAGUAUUGGAUACGGUCAAAAUAAAUUUAAGUAUUAUGAACCAGGUAAUGAAGGAAAAUAUGUGGAAGUAGAGCUUGUAUCUGAUAAUUAA
Messenger RNA from Vairimorpha ceranae, 822 nucleotides. RefSeq names its product protein transport protein sec13. The transcript has a single exon. The record is from RefSeq and is a predicted model, not a curated record. Lineage: Eukaryota; Fungi; Microsporidia; Nosematidae. Gene Ontology annotation, cellular component: COPII vesicle coat; nuclear pore outer ring. The coding region runs from base 1 to 822 and encodes 273 amino acids. Gene Ontology annotation, molecular function: protein binding; structural molecule activity. Gene Ontology annotation, biological process: protein import into nucleus; COPII-coated vesicle budding.